AUGGUGGAGCCAAACGAUAAAAAAGUAAAACGCCAGAAAAAUCUAUUCAAAUCCUGGUGGAGUUUAAGAAGUGGUGCCAGCAGCCACUGUCCCGGCGGCGAGGGUAACGAGAGCGCGGUGAAAAAGUCGCUGCCAAGAGUUCACAAGCCGCAGCCGCCAGUUCAAAGGCACCGGCCUCCUUUGUUUCCACUGGCUCCAAACGACACGUGCCGUCCACACCAUCUGCACCAAAGCGGCGGCGGCAGCAACUCACACGAGUCACGGGUUCAGAAGACCCGGUCCUCAGGGUUCAGAAGACCCGGUCCUCAGGGUUCAGAAGGCUCGGUCCUCAGGGUUCAGAAGGCUCGGUCCUCAGGGUUCAGAAGGCUCGGUCCUCAGGGUUCAGAAGGUUCGGUCCUCAAGGUUCAGAAAGCUCGGUCCUCGGGGUUCAGAAAGCUCGGUCCUCAGGGUUCAGAAGGCUCGGUCCUCAGGUUUCAGAAGGCUCUGUCCUCAGGGUUCAGAAGACCCGGUCCUCAGGGUUCAGAAGACCCGGUCCUCAUGUUUCAGAAGGCUCGGUCCUCAGGGUUCAGAAGGCUCGGUCCUCAGGUUUCAGAAGGCUCGGUCCUCAGGGUUCAGAAGGCUCGGUCCUCAGGUUUCAGAAGGCUCGGUCCUCAGGGUUCAGAAGACCCGGUCCUCAUGUUUCAGAAGGCUCGGUCCUCAGGGUUCAGAAGGCUCGGUCCUCAGGUUUCAGAAGGCUCGGUCCUCAGGGUUCAGAAGGCUCGGUCCUCAGGGUUCAGAAGACCCGGUCGUCAGGGUUCAGAAGGCUGGGUCCUCGGGGUUCAGCAGGCUCGGUCCUCGGGGUUCAGAAGGCUCGGUCCUCAGGGUUCAGAAGGCUCGGGGUUGAAUAAACCCCAAGGUUAUCUGUGGGGGAUGUCGCUGGAGUGGAGCAGGUUGAAGGAAAAUACACAGACCGUGGACUAA
Messenger RNA from Knipowitschia caucasica, 960 nucleotides. NCBI's taxonomy places the organism in Eukaryota, Metazoa, Chordata, Actinopteri, Gobiiformes, Gobiidae. The record is from the annotation of a GenBank genome assembly.